This is a messenger RNA of Geodia barretti, 1120 nucleotides long. NCBI's taxonomy places the organism in Eukaryota, Metazoa, Porifera, Demospongiae, Tetractinellida, Geodiidae. The record is from the annotation of a GenBank genome assembly.
UUCCUUUUUGGUGCUUCAAGCCAUCCCUAUACCCCCCUUUCAUUUUGAAGAAAUGAUUUUUCCACUUGUAUACAGUUGGACUGAUGCGUACAUGCACUCUUUUGUAGCAAUUAAGCUUUGUUAGCUGUUUAUAGUGCUGCCAUUCCAAUGCCCAUAUAUAGCAGUGAAUGCUUCCAAGAAAUGGGGGUUUUUCCACAACGCAAUUCUUCGAACAUUUGUGGUAAGUUUUGAUGCGCAUCGCUGAAAUUUCACACUCGCUUUCACUCGCCACUGGUGUAUUUGUCGUUCAAGUAUAAUGGACAGUGUGGCUCUGUUGGGGCUCUUUGUACUACAUCUCGUUUGGCCUAAUAUAAAUGCCGUGGAAACGUAACAGGUUACAGCAAAGGCAUUCUGUCUGCAGCUACUAUAUUCGAUACUGCAGCAGUACAAACACUAACGUCUUCUGGAAUAACUCCUCUCAUCACACCAAUCAUUGCAGGUGACUAUUGGGCUACCUCAAAGAAUGUCAUGCCGCAAACACUCCCCUACUCUCCAUCUUCUACCAUAGCCCCUUUUCCAAUCACGACAUCAGUCAACAUGUGUGGCAAUAACGCAGGAGUGGACAGUAAUGGCACAACAGACAGUAACAUCGACACCACAGUCAUCAUCAUUAUGGCUAGUCUGCUCUUCCUGCUCAUUGUGGCUAAUCUCGGGGCACUUGUUGUGUGUCUGACUAAGCGAAGAAAGAAAAAGAAAAACAUUGCUGUUCUAAUGGAAGGCUCCAACAACACAACAGCACCCAGAAGCACUCAUAAUGAUGAAGCGAUGUUUGAGAUACUGUCGACUAAUGAGGCGUACAUAUCACGAGGUAUUACAGUGAGAGACAACCCAGCUUACUGGAAGCCACAGGGGAGACCUCGCAUGACGAAAAGAUCUCUGAGUUGGAGUGGAAGCUAUGCUUAUGUCCGUCGGUUUAGCUAACAGACUAGCACAUGACUUAUAUACAAUCUACUGUUGUCAUUUUGUAAUAUUACAGACGUAAAAUGUCUAGUAAUGUAUAGUCAUUAUGAGGUUAAAGAAGUGAUCUAGUUUAGAACACACUUUUAAAGUUGACAGUUCUCUUGUGUGUGCACAAAAAUGA